Molecule: messenger RNA, 2001 nt
Organism: Pieris macdunnoughi
Lineage: Eukaryota; Metazoa; Arthropoda; Insecta; Lepidoptera; Pieridae
Source: the annotation of a GenBank genome assembly
AUGUCCUCAAUUCUCAAUGCAUUGUGGCGGGUUCUUUUUUGUACAAUCGCUGUUUCAUGUACGUUAUCUCGAAUAAACGCACACGGUCAACGCAUAGACCGCAUAAAAGAUUUUAUAUGCGUUUUGUUCUUAAGUGGGUUGCAAAAGGAAGACUUGGACGUGAGCUUGCUUGUAAAACUACAGCGAUACAAUAUUAAUGACAUUAAUAAUGAAGAAUUACGAAAAACUUGCGUCCCUGAGAACUUUAGCACACCACCAAGCAUGGCUAAUGAUGAAAAAGACACACCACUUGAGGUGAGUGGUUUUAUAAAGGACAAUGCAACAUAUUCGGAGGUCGAAAAAAAUAUAGACGCCAUUAAAACUGAUAAUAGACGUAUCAUAGAAUAUACCAAGGGUCAACCUAAUUUAGAGAGCGUCAUGAAUUUCUGGACAAAUCUGGGAAAGCGUUCAGAUGCAAAAGGUUCUUCAAUUGAAGUACAUAAGACACGACGCGCACAGGAGCUCAAAAGUGAUUUGAGUAAAAACUUUUCAAACGAUUUAAAUGUAACAGAAUUUAUAAAUAACGUAAUAGGCAAAAAUCAACAUCAUGCCAUAGAAAUAUAUAAACCAAUAAAUUCAGACAAAUAUAAUUUGAAUGAGGAAAGAAUUGUUGUCGAUCAUAAAACCGAACCUAUUUAUUUUAAUGUUCAGCCACCGCAUUUUGAACGUAACAUAGCUUUUAAAGCCUACGAAAAUGUAAAAUACGAAAAUAACAAUGUUAACAUACCAACUGAACAGAAAAUAGAUGAUAUUUUAAAAACAAUAAAUCAAUUCAAAUCAAUGUUUUCCAAUAUUAGUCCACACAAAAAUGAAGACAUGUAUAAAAGUCAUGACACAAACAAAACUUUUACAAAAUUAUCAAAAACAGAGGAAAUAAAUGCACCCCUGAGCCAAAGUAAAACAGAACCAUCACAACUAAAUUUUACUGAUGAGUUGGUUAAGAAAAUUGCUCAAAGUGUUAAAGAUAUGGUUUUACAAGACUUGCGAAAAGAAAUGCAAAUAACAACCACAACAACUACACAUAAAGUGGAAACAAUUUCAAUUGUACAAAAGGAUAAUUUCAAUAAUAAUGAAAAUAUUAUGACCAAAGUUAUGUCAAUGCUUCAAUCUUUGAAACAAACGCAAACGCUUAACAUUCAAGAAAUAAAAACUAACCAACCGGCGCAUAAUAAUCAAGUAAACAAUAUAAAGAAGAACGAUCAACCUUUGAAACAAACAGAUAAAAGCCAUCCCACCUAUAACCUAACUCCACUGAUUCAUAAAUUUAACAAUGAACCUCAAAAUUCGAAGCAAAACCUAUUAAGACCUAUUACAUUCCAAACAAAUUCUUUGGAAAUACCUCCUCUUGGAAUACCAAUAAUGCAUGGUCUAAAUCCUAUCAACCAAAACAUAAUUGUCACAACAUUUGCACCGUUCAGAAGUCACUAUGAAAGCGACAAUGGACCGAGUUACAGCGAUAGUGCAUUGAUGAAAGUCUAUCCUAAGGAAGUCCUACAAAGUCCGCUAAGCGCUAAAUUCUCUAAAAGAUCUGAUGAUUGUCCCUUGAACCAUCCCUGUGACCACAAAAAUGAAGAUGUCAUUAGAUUCAGACUUAGCAACGACGGCAAAACUAAGUACGACACCGAUUAUUACGAGAAAAUCAAUUUGGGAAGAAUUAAAUCGAAUGAGGGAUAUUCACCGCGCGCUCCAAGAUUCCACGAGAAACUUGAACGCAUUGAUCGCUUUGAUUUAGGAGAGAUGAAUGAAGACUGCUGUAGGUAUCCCAUAACACAGCAAAUGGUGGAGUGUUGUAAUGAAAAGAUCAGAUCAAGACAGCAGACAUCAUUAAUCAAAAAGAGAGGUUCAUACGACGAUACACAUUUUAGGAACUUUUUGAAAACACAACAAAAGGUCACAGAUAUGCUCGAACAAAUACUUGCCUCCAAAACCAGAGACAUGCCAGUCAGCGUGGAAACGACGUAA